Messenger RNA from Ananas comosus (pineapple), 957 nucleotides. Its product is annotated as POU domain, class 4, transcription factor 1. NCBI's taxonomy places the organism in Eukaryota, Viridiplantae, Streptophyta, Magnoliopsida, Poales, Bromeliaceae. The transcript is spliced from 2 exons. Bases 85 to 582 code for a protein of 165 amino acids. The record is from RefSeq and is a predicted model, not a curated record.
UAGAGAGUUCAAAUGCGACCCUUCAUCGAUCGAUCGAGAUCGAGAGAGAGAGAGAAAUUACGAAACGUACGACGCAAACCCUAGAUGGAGAUCUCCACCGCCGCGGCGGCGGCGGCGAUGAUCGUCGUCGUCCACCACCACCCCCAUCCCCACCCUAACGCCUCAUCAACCUCGUCCUCCGCCGCCGUGCGAUCCGACCCCUACCGCUGCGCGCCGCCCCGGGCCCUCGUGCGCCGCAACCGCCGCACCCGCCGCAGAUCCCUCACCGACGGCGGCGACGGCGGCGAUGGCGCCUUCUCCGGCGACGGCCCCUUCGGCGGCGGCGGCGGAGGGUGGGGCUCAGGCGGAGGCGGCGGAGGGGGGAGUGGGUGGUCGGGAUCGGAUUGGGGCGGAUCGGGCCCUCCGCCGCCGCCGCCGCCGCCGCCUUGGUCGUCGGAUCCGGCCUUCGAUUUGGUGUACGAAAUGAUGUGUUGGAUCUCGCUCUCCAAUUGCACGCACUUCGCGUUAAAGAAAAUCGCGCGAUUGAUCGUUUCGGGGAGGGAAAAGGUGGUUCCAUUUCGAUUCCUCGCGCAGACAUGUUAAUCUACGGCUUCGGAAUCGGGAUAAACAGGAUUGUUUUUUCUUUCCCAGUCUCUUCAGGUUUACAUCAACUGAAGCUUUUCUUUCUCUUUCACUGGAAUUUUCUUCUUCGACACUCCGAGACAGGUAAACCCUAGUUUGAUUUUGGGCCUGUUUGUUUUUGUGGAUUUCGGAAGUUGAACUCCCGAUAUCAAAGUGCCAUGUGCCUUAUAGUUUAAGAAAAACAACAUCCAAUUUCUCUUUUAAAGAGCAUAAUACAGUUUGUGGACAAAAUCUCGUGCCAAUUGCAUCUAUUCCACAAAUGUCCUCAGACUAUGGGGCUGGUGACAUUUUGGUCAUUAAAUUUUAAUUUACUAUAACUUUGGGCUCUGACUUUCA